Messenger RNA from Ceutorhynchus assimilis (cabbage seed weevil), 460 nucleotides. Lineage: Eukaryota; Metazoa; Arthropoda; Insecta; Coleoptera; Curculionidae. The record is from the annotation of a GenBank genome assembly.
GAAGCCUUUCAACAAUUGUGUCACCAGCUAAAUGGUGAAAAAAAUGCACCAGAAAGAUCCACUGCAAAUUGGAAAAGGUGAUUGGGAGACGAAAGUCAAAGCUAAAGCCAGAAGAAUUCACUUCGAGCAAGAGCUUACUGGAGGUGGAAUACCAAUAAUAGAAAUAUUAACAAAUCUGGAAAAAAAACUGUUAGAGAUUCUAUCAAAAAUUUUAAUUUAUGGCCACCCGGAUAUUAUAGAGCUAUGCUUUAAAAGAAAAAAUAAGUUUAAAAAGUGUACAUACAAAACCAAAUCAAGAAAAACAGGAAUAAAAUACAAAACGCGUUUAGGAGAAUCUUUUGAGCUGAAUCCCAUUUUACUGAGGGAAUUUGAAAGAAUUCUAAAUUGCAUAAAAAUUAGUUUAUGCAUUUUAAAUGAUGCACUGGAAAAUCUAAUGGGUGCAUUACACAUAAAACAAUAA